Momordica charantia (bitter melon) is the source of this 2936-nucleotide messenger RNA. RefSeq names its product maize chloroplast splicing factor-like protein (gene CRS1). NCBI's taxonomy places the organism in Eukaryota, Viridiplantae, Streptophyta, Magnoliopsida, Cucurbitales, Cucurbitaceae. Gene Ontology annotation, biological process: RNA splicing, via transesterification reactions. The record is from RefSeq and is a predicted model, not a curated record. Gene Ontology annotation, molecular function: mRNA binding.
UCAAAUAUUAAAAAGUAUUUAUCUAAAACAUAAAUUAGAAGCUCUACGUGGCGCCAUCUGACACGUCGACCCACUCAUCGACAGCCCGUCUUCUUCCACCACCACCGUGUUUAACUGAUUACUCAUCCGACUCUGUUAUGGAAAAACGCCAUUGAUGCACCGAAGAAGCUAUGCUUCCCACUACAACUACAACUUGCUUCUCUGCAGCUCUACCAAGGAUUCUCAUUCACCCAUUCUUCCGAUCAGACUCCACUCUCUUACAGCUCUCUACCCAGAAGACGCACGCGCCAAUUUGCGCCACUCCAAACGAUUCCCAUUUGCUCACUUCGGAAUCGGAAUUGGUUUCCAACUCCAAGGCCGCCGUUAAGCUCCGUACAGCGCCAUGGAUGAAGGGUCCUCUCUACUCUCAACCCCAAGAAGACGUCGAUCUCGCGAGCCCUGAAAGAAGAAAUGACUCCGACGCUCAUGGGGGCGAGAAGUCUUAUAGGGCGUUGGUUGAUAAAAGAAUUGGUAAAACAGGAAGGCACGCGAUGCGACGAAUUGCUAAAAGCAUCGAAAAGCUUGAGAAAGAUGACGAUUCGGGAGAGACCCAGAUGAAAUUGGAGGAGUUUGAAUUUGGGAAUUAUUUGGAGGGUCUUGAGGAGUCUGGAAUUCGGCAGAGAAUGCCGUGGGAGAAGGAUGAUGGGAUUGUAUUGCGGAGGACUAAGCAGAAAACAGUCAGUGCGGCGGAGUUGAGUCUUGACAAAGCAUUACUUGGAAGGUUGAGGGGUGAGGCUGCGAGGAUGGCGAAAUGGGUGAAGGUAAAUAAAGCUGGGGUUACUCAAGAUGUCGUGAAUAAGAUACAGUUUAUGUGGGAGAGGAAUGAGCUCGCUAUGCUGAAAUUUGAUGUGCCUUUGUGCCGCAAUAUGGAUAGAGCUCGAGAAAUUGUUGAGAUGAAAACUGGAGGUGUGGUUGUCUGGACUAAGAAGAACGCUCUUGUUGUUUACCGUGGUUGGAAUUACCCAAUGCCUUUGAAACUUAGCCCAAAAAUGCAAGUAAUCGGCUCUUGCUCUUCAGAAAAACUGACGCCCAAACAGAGUCCUAAGAAGCUGGAAACAGACUCUAAUUUUUUGCUUGGUAAACAUUAUGAAAGUGGUUUAGAUCAAAGAACAGAUAAUGAUGGUGAGUCGGAACAAGCUUCUACUUCUUUCUUGGUACAACAUAGAGAUUUCCAACGAAUGAGUGGUUCACUCUAUGAGAGGGAAACUGACAGACUAUUAGAUGAUUUGGGCCCUCGCUUUAUUGAUUGGUGGAUGCACAAACCUCUGCCGGUUGAUGCAGACAUGCUUCCAGAGGUGGUUCCUGGUUAUAUGCCUCCCAUUAGGCGGUGUCCACCCUUUACUAGACCGAAGCUUACAGAUGCUGAACUACUAUAUUUGAGGAGGCUUGCGCAUCCCUUACCUACUCAUUUUGUCCUUGGGAGAAACAGAAAACUUCAAGGGUUGGCUGCUGCCGUAUUAAAGUUGUGGGAGAAAAGCCUGAUAGCUAAGAUUGCUUUGAAGUGGGGAGUUCCAAAUACAAACAAUGAGCAAAUGGCUUGCGAACUUAAGAAUCUCACAGGGGGAACAUUGUUGCUGCGCAACAAGUUUCUCAUCAUCCUUUACCGAGGCAAGGACUUCCUUCCUGUUGGAAUUGCCAAGUCAAUCAUUCAGAGAGAAAUGGAGCUCCAAAGAUGGCAACUUCACGAGGAAAAUGCACGGCUGAAAGCCAGUGAAAUUUUUUGUUUCGACAAUGGGAACAUGGAAGAAGAGAGAGACACGGCUGGAACUCUGUCCGAUUUUAAGGAUAUUACAGUGGAGUAUGAAGAUUUGACAACUGAAAAUACAGAAUCAAAACUUCAAGCAGAUGCUGAAAAGGGAAAAAUUAUUAGGGAGCUGAGGAUGCAAGAGCAAAAGCUUAGCAUUCUUAACUUUAAGGUAGAGAAGUCAGCAAAGGAGUUGACAAAGUUGAAUGCAUCAUGGAGGCAUGCUGAGCCAGAUGCAGACCAGGAAAUGAUUACAAAUGAGGAGAGAGAAUGUUUUAGGAAGAUCGGAUUGAAGAUGGAUAGCUGCUUAACACUUGGUAGGCGUGGGGUCUUUGAUGGUGUCAUUGAAGGCUUGCAUCAACACUGGAAGCACAGAGAGGUCGUGAAGGUGAUUACCAUGCAGAGAGCUUUUAAGCAGGUAAUUUAUACUGCUAAAUUUCUUGUAACAGAAAGUGGUGGGAUUUUAAUAUCCGUGGACAAGCUCAAAGAAGGCUAUGCCAUAAUUAUUUACCGUGGAAAGAACUAUGGACGACCUCGACAUUCAGUGUCCAAGAAUCUCUUGACUAAGAGAAAAGCAUUAAGUAGGUCCUUGGAGAUUCAGAGAAUUGGAUCACUGAAGUUCUUUGCCAACCAGCGAGGGCAAAAAAUUUCUGAAUUACAACUUCAACUGGAGAAUGUGCAUAAUAGUGGGGAUUAAUUUGUCAGAAUUAGAGUCGAGGCCAAUCGUCGGUUGAUGCACAAUUUCCUCUUCUACUUUUGAAAUGUGGGUGAAACAGGUCCAUGAAGAACACAUCAGAUCUCCAUGUGAAUAAAGUUUGUUAGGCAGUGACCCCACAUUCGAUUAUGGAUGCUUAAAAACUGUGAAGACAAAAGUGAAGCUAAGAUAGAGAGGAAGAAAUCGUUUACAGGUUGGUGAAGCAUAAGUGGAUCGGUAUCUGUCUACUUCAGUUCUGGAUUGGAUACUUUAAGUGAGAUUAUAGAGAGAGAGUUUUGGUCUUCCAUUUAUUGACACGAAAUCAUAUUACGGCUAAUUUUUGUAUAAUAAUCGACAAUGAUAUUCUUUUAUUUCUACAAUACAUGUACAUAAAUCAGUGACUUGUAGAUGUAAUCAAAAUGUUUCAACAAUUCAUUACCUUUCUACUUUGAAUCCACA